Ostrinia nubilalis (European corn borer) is the source of this 873-nucleotide messenger RNA. Its product is annotated as isatin hydrolase-like. Lineage: Eukaryota; Metazoa; Arthropoda; Insecta; Lepidoptera; Crambidae. The coding region runs from base 20 to 808 and encodes 262 amino acids. The record is from RefSeq and is a predicted model, not a curated record. The transcript has 5 exons. Gene Ontology annotation, molecular function: arylformamidase activity.
CCUAGCAGUCCCAUCCGAGAUGUCUUUAACAGCGCUCGUAUUGUUCGCGGUUUGCCUGACAGCCACAGCGGAGAAUCGCAAUGCUCUAAACGAAAUUAUAUUCAGCGGCGAUUUCGAAUUUAUUGAUCUGACACAUCCGUUUGAUAAUCAAACUAUUUACUGGCCUGGGGUUCAAAAUUUUGUGUUCACUCGGAAGAUAGCAAACUUGGAACCCGACGGAUCAUGGUAUGCUGCAAACGAAUUUGCUGCCGGAGAGCAUGGAGGCACGCAUUUGGACGCCCCUUAUCAUUUUUAUAGACACGGCCUGCGCGCCGGUGAACUGCCAUUGGAUUCGCUUAUCGUUCCGUUGAUUAUAGUCGAUAUAAGCAGUCGGGUAAAUGACGAUCCAAAUUUUGUUCUAUACAAAAUACAUUUGGAUUAUAUGCUCAAUGCAGAACAAAAAUGUAUAAUCAUUUUCAAAUUCGGAUGGAGUAAAUUUUACAAUGAUAAACAGAAAUACCUUGGGAUGACUGACAGUGGAAAACUGAAUUUUCCGGGUUUGAGUGAGGAAAUAGCAACGUGGAUAACGACCUCAUAUAAGAAGGUUGUUGGCAUCGGUGUAGAUGUCGCUUCAGUAGACCCUGGCUCAAGCCAAGAUUAUCCAGUACACAAAGUAGCUUCUAGUGCUGGGUUGUACAACAUUGAAAAUGUCAAUCUAAGUAGGGAUAUACCCGAAUAUGGUUGCACUGCCAUAGUGUUGCCAAUGAAAAUAAGACAGGGAACUGGAGCACCAGUACGAUUUGUAGCCAUUUGCCCCAAGAAACAUUAAUUUGCUUCGAUUAGUAUGAUUGAAUUUAUAAGAAAUCUAUGCGUAGUAAAGAAAACCAAUGAAUA